This is a messenger RNA of Mesorhabditis belari, 459 nucleotides long. NCBI's taxonomy places the organism in Eukaryota, Metazoa, Nematoda, Chromadorea, Rhabditida, Rhabditidae. The record is from the annotation of a GenBank genome assembly.
AUGACAUACUCGUGGCUCCUUUGCUUGGCCUCUCUUGUGGCUCGGCUCUUGUCGGCUGGUGCCGCAGAUUGUGCGAGUUGCUCGUUCGCAUCGCCCGCUCUCACAAUCAACGACUUCUCUUCGGGUUCCGGUUAUAAACCUUUCGACAGUGAUUGUCUAACGCGGAAUGCGGACGGGUGUGUGGUUCGAGUGAUGACAUGCGCGUCAACCGUUCCCGGUUAUAUGUCUUCGAUGCGGUACAACGGUCCCGGCUUCAGCGGUAUCCUUAAUGCCAUCCCAUCGAAUACCAUCAAUUUGACAUGCAGCACCGACGGCGCUAUCUGGCAACUUCCCACAUACCCUGGCAGUCCCUAUAUUGCAAAUGUGACAAAGGUUGGAUGCCAGCCGGUCACCUGUGAGACCCAGCCAGCUCUGUGUGUGCCGGAGCCACCGACCACCCAACAAUCGCCAAUUUGGGGC